Molecule: messenger RNA, 357 nt
Organism: Mesocestoides corti
Lineage: Eukaryota; Metazoa; Platyhelminthes; Cestoda; Cyclophyllidea; Mesocestoididae
Source: the annotation of a GenBank genome assembly
AUGCUUGCAAUGGAUGAUGACGAGUCAUUCUGGACAAUGCAUGUUUCAAGAUACGCGAGGCAUGCAAAUCCAUACUGCAACGUGCUAUACAAAACAAAACGUUGCAGACAUUAUGAACGCUAUGGCACAUGCUCUUGGGGUGAAUCUUGUCAAUUCGCCCACGGACUCUAUGAACUGCGGCUCCCUCAAUAUCACCCAAAAUAUCGCACGAAGCUGUGCCGAAUGUUCUCUGUAUGGGGAUCUUGUCCUUGUUCUUUAUGGCAUGUGCGGUUAAAGGUCCAUUAUUUUAAUGAUUCAGCAUUUGCUGUAAAACGCGGAUAUCCUCAUGAUCAUGACGCCGAUCUUAUCGAUGUCUAA